AUGUCAUUUCUUCGCAAAUUCACAGCAUUUGCUGUGGUGCUUUCGUUGGUGUUGAACGUAUACAUCUUCACUUAUCCAUCAUUGGACUCAAAGCACUGUUCAUGGAGCUACCAAAAGAGGAUCCCAAGAGAUGAUCCACAAUGGUUGAAACCUCUGAGAUCGGUCCCUUAUUUCAGCGAUUUGAUUGAUCAAUACCUAUAUCCACCUGUUUUUGAGGUUCCAAAGGUACCAGACAUCAAGAUGCUGGCGUUCGGAGACCCUCAGAUCAAGGGGAAUUGGCCAUCCACUCCGUACAUCAAGAGACUGGACACUUAUGGUAAUGACUACUACUUGGGACAUAUCUACCAAGUGAUGAAGCACAGAUUGCAGCCAACCAUAGUGGCACCACUGGGUGAUCUCUUCUCAAGUCAAUGGAUCAGUGAUUCGGAAUUCUUCAACAGAACCAGACGUUACGUCACAAGACUGUUUGAUCAACCAGAUGAACAGAGAGAGUACGCAAUUAAUAUUGUUAAUGAGCAUGUUGAUAUUGACUGGAGGAAAUUCCUCGAGGAAACAAAGGGUACCGACUUGAAAGAUUUCGAAUUUGGUUACAGUGAUGUCUACGAUUGGUGUACGCCAAAUUACGCUAAGAGAUUUGCCAAUGAACCGUUAUUCAUCAACGUUAGUGGCAACCAUGACAUUGGAUACUCUGGUGAUGCAACAUGGCAGCAUAUGGCACGUUAUCGUUCGCUUUUCGGCAAGGAUAACUACUGGAUAGAGUACAACCGUGGCACUCCUCAUGCGUACAGAAUUGUCGUCCUGAACUCAUUGCUCUUGGAAGGCCCAGCUUUACAGCCAGAGUUCUUGAAUUACACAUGGGAGUUCCUCUAUCAACUAUUCGAGAGAAAAUUCGACGGUGCCACUAUUCUGCUGACCCAUGUCCCAUUCUACAAGGAGGAAGGCUUCUGCGUAGAUGGACCACAUUUCGAAUACUACGAAAACUACGAAAGAGAACCUUACAAAAAUGGUAAGCUGAGGUCGCAGAACCACUUGAGUAAAGACGUGUCACAACGUGUCCUCUCCCUGGUCUUUGAUGAGAACCCUGGAAUCGUCCUCACCGGGCAUGACCAUGAAGGCUGCGAAACGUACUACAACUUGAACACAACCAGUGGUGAAUGGUCCGCAACCAAAGAAAAGAGCAACAAGCCUGGUGUCGUUAGAGAGGUCACGGUCAGAGCCAUGAUGGGAGAGUACGGUGGCAACAGUGGGCUGAUGACAGGUCAUUUCAACAAGAUGCAAGGAAGAUGGGAGUUUGACUUCAACCUGUGUCCAUUCAUCAUCCAGCACGUCUGGUGGGUCACUAAAAUCGCCACAAUAGUUGCAGUGAUCCUCUCAUCCACCGUCUUCAUCUUUGCAUUGUGA
Williopsis jadinii is the source of this 1401-nucleotide messenger RNA. RefSeq names its product Ted1p (gene TED1). The transcript has a single exon. Lineage: Eukaryota; Fungi; Ascomycota; Saccharomycetes; Phaffomycetales; Wickerhamomycetaceae. The record is from RefSeq and is a predicted model, not a curated record. Gene Ontology annotation, cellular component: endoplasmic reticulum. Bases 1 to 1401 code for a protein of 466 amino acids. Gene Ontology annotation, biological process: GPI anchor biosynthetic process.